Phalaenopsis equestris is the source of this 2865-nucleotide messenger RNA. RefSeq names its product pentatricopeptide repeat-containing protein At1g71420-like. The record is from RefSeq and is a predicted model, not a curated record. Lineage: Eukaryota; Viridiplantae; Streptophyta; Magnoliopsida; Asparagales; Orchidaceae. Gene Ontology annotation, molecular function: protein binding; zinc ion binding; RNA binding. Gene Ontology annotation, biological process: RNA modification.
CUCACACAUAUAUGUGACAUCAUUUAUUGGACUCUGAAAGUACCACACAUACAUAGUGACAUUAUUUUAUGACUCGGACGCUGAGGGAAAAACCCACCAUGAAUUGCGAGUAACCUUUAAAUGAUAUUUUAUUCAGGAUUCGGAGUUCGCUAACUAAUCCGUUACUUCGCAAAUGGUGGCCUCCAUUGCCACCAAAUUCUCCAACCCUUCUCCUCUGUGCCCUCCAAGUGAAAACUCUCUCCGAAUCCUCCAUCUAGUCGCCACUGGCGACCUUCCGAAGGCGGCAAUUAUCCUUUUCUCCCUUCCCUCACCGGACUCAGCCGCAUACGCUGCCGUCAUUCAGGCCUGCGCCAGCUGCCGCCUCCUCCCUCUUGGUCGAUCCCUUCAUCGUCACCUGCUCUUCUCCACCUCCUCUUCUUCCUCCCCCGUCAAACUCUUUCUUUCAAACCACCUUAUCAACAUGUAUUCCAAGUGCGGCCGCACCGAUUAUGGGCGCCGCUUAUUCGACGAAAUGCCACACCGAAACAUCGUCUCCUGGACUACUCUCCUCACUGGAUACUCCCAGGCCGGCCAACAUCGGCAGUGCCUCCAGCUCUUUUCUUCCAUGCUUGUACACUAUAUUCCAAAUGAUUACGGGUUUGUUGCGGCUCUCAGUUCCAGUGCUGGGGCCCGAGAUGGCCACCACGGAAAACAGGUACACGCACUCGUUUCCAAAGUCUCUUUCGAGGCCAAUGUUUUCGUUGGAAACUCCUUGAUCAAUAUGUAUUCUUCCAGCGAUGGUUUGGAGGAUGAUGCGUGGUUGGUAUUCAAGGCAAUGCCUUUCAAGAAUAGUAUUACAUGGAAUUCAAUGAUUGCAGGUUUUCUUCAAGCUGGUAGAUCGCACCUGUCACUAGAGCUCUUCGUUAGAAUGAGGCAAUGUCGUGUUGAGUUUGACAGGGCGACACUAAUAAGUGUCAUUUCCUCCUGUUCUACCAUUCAUGAGUGCCGCCAGUUGCAUUCUCUUUGUAUCAAGAUUUGUUUUUCUUCGGAAGCAGGGGUAGCAAGUUCUCUUGUGAAGGCCAUUACUUCACUUGGUGGUGAUUUUCAAGACUGCUAUGAUGUGUUUUUAGCCAUCAAAGAGCAUGAUCUAAAGUCAUGGACUGGAAUUAUAACUGCGUGCUGUGAGGAAGAGCCGUUAGAAGCCGUUCUUAUGUUUCGCCAGUUGCAGCGGGAGUCUUUCAAACCUGAUAGACAUUCAUUCUCCAUUGCCGUCAAGGCUUCAGCUGAGAAACUUUGUAUGACCCUCCACGUUCUCAUAUUAAAGUCUGGGUAUGGAGAAGACACUUUGCUCUGCAAUGCUCUGAUUCAUGCGUAUUCUCGUUGUGGUAAUCAUAAAUAUGCUUCAUGCAUAUUUGAUGAAAUGGAAUUUCAUGAUAAAGUAUCAUGGAAUUCUAUUAUCAAGGCACAUGCGGCUCAUGGGAAAGGCCGAGAAGCUCUAAAUGCUUUUCAAUCUAUGGAUGUCCCACCUGAUUCUACCACAUUUGUUGGUAUUCUUACAGCAUGUAGUCAUUGCGGGUAUGUGAAUGAAGGUCGUUACAUAUUUAGGGAAAUGUCUGAGAUUUAUGGAAUUGAAUGCCAUCUAGAUCACUUUGCGUGUAUGGUGGACAUUCUGGCACGUGCUGGAAAACUUGUUGAAGCUGAGGAAGUAAUAAACCAAAUGCCAAUGGAGCCAGAUCCUGUUGUUUGGAGUGCAUUGCUUGGGGCAUGCAGGAAGCAUGGGGAGACUACCAUUGGGAUGAAGGCUGCUCAAAAGUUAAUGGAAUUGGAGCCGAGUAACUCAGCUGGCUAUGUAAUGAUGUCAAAUAUGUAUUGUGCGUUAAGGAGCUUUGGUGAGGCAGCAUGUGUUAGAAAAGGAAUGAAAGAAUAUGGAGUGAAGAAGGAGCCUGGUCUGAGCUGGAUUGAGAUUGGAGAUCGUGUGCAUGAAUUCUCUGUGGAAGGCCAUCAACAUCCACACAGAGAAGAAAUCCUUUUGGAGCUUAAAAGGCUAGUGAUUAAGCUCAAGGAGAUGGGUUAUGUGGCAGACACUAGAUUGGUAUUACAUGAAAUUGAUGACGAACAUAAGGAGGAGCAUUUAUUGCAUCAUAGCGAGAAAAUGGCUUUGGUUUUUGGGUUGAUGAAUGCUUCUUCUACUUGUGGUUGUCUGAAAAUUAUGAAAAACAUUAGGAUCUGUGAGGAUUGCCAUAAUUUCAUCAAAUUAACUUCCAAAUAUUCCGGAAGAGAGAUUGUGGUGAGAGAUUCUAAUCGAUUCCACCAUCUUAAAGAUGGUGCGUGCUCAUGUGGUGACUACUGGUGACAAAUUUGGGCAUAAAUAUUGUAAUCCUUGCCGUUUGAGCUUCCCCAUGUCCUACAGUUCAGCCCCUGAUAUGGCCAUAUGUUGGCUUUCACAGCUCGGGCCACUUAAACGGCUAUAUGCCUCACUUACAUUGUAACUCUUGUUGAAAUAAUGGAAAAGAACUUGGCUGUAGAAACGAGGCCUUCAUGAUUCCAAAUUUUCACAGGCAUGAAUACAGAAAGCAUAAUACCUUUCAAUUCUAAAUACCGCAUCAGGUUCAACAUCAACAUAGGUCUUCAACAAAUAUCAUGUGCUCCGUUUAAACUUUGCAAGUUUUCUGAACGUGGAUGAUUAAAGGGGCUCUCAAGGUGCAUAGAAGUUUCAUUGCUGUUUGAUUUUUAAGUUUAUGGGCUGUUUCUUUUUAAGUUGGUGCAUGCAUAUCUCAAUCAAGCCUAGAUGGUCCAUAGACAUGAUGCUCCUUAAUUUAACUCGUAAAGUGACACAGCCUAGCUUGAAAGUUAGGAAUAAUUAAAAUAAGAACAGAUGUUCGGAUG